AUGCCCGAUAAAUCCAAGUUUUUCGACCCAGCCUCAGCGCCAUACUACGACCCAGUGGUCGAUAGGAAAGUCGCCUUGAUCACUGGUGGAAACACUGGGAUUGGAUGGUAUACUGUUUUGCAUUUAUAUUUGCAUGGAUAUAUCGUGUACUUGGCUGGUAGAACCGAACUGAAAGUUUUGCAAGCAUUUGAAGAUAUCAAAAAGGAAGCCGAAACAAGAAUCAACAAGACGGGCGAGAAACACCCUCUUGGUCAGUUGCAUUAUAUCCGCAUUGAUUUGUUAGACUUGUCGACUGUCCCCAAGGCCGUGGAGCAAUUCUUGAGCCAGGAAAAGAAAUUGGACGUCUUGAUCAACAACGCGGGCAUCAUGGGUGUGCCCCACGAGAUCACCAAGGACGGGUACGAAUUGCAAUACCAAGUGAAUUUUGUUGCCCAUUUCUUACUCACUUUACAAUUGAUUCCAACUUUGCUCAAGGAUGCCGAAACCAGCAAAGAGCCACCUAGAAUCGUUGUAUUAUCGUCAAUCGGACACAAUUUCAGUUAUAAACAUUUCAAGCCCGAGCAACAUAAACUAAACACCUUCCCCAAUGCAGUUUUCACUUGGGUGCGCUAUGGUAUUGCCAAGACUGCCGAGAUCCAAUUCGUUAAGGAACUCAGUAUCAAGUAUCCGCAGAUAUUAUCCAUCGCCGUCCACCCAGGUAUCAUCUUGGGCACCGAGUUGUACAACCACUGGAGACAAAUACCCGUGAUCAAGUACCCGGCCAAUGCCUUUUUCAGCUUAAGUGACAAGUGCAUCGGCGUCUCCAACGAAGAAGGAUCAUUGGCCUCUUUGAGAGCGGCCAUGGAUCCCAGUUUGACUCCAGAAAAGGAUAAUGGCGAGUACAUUGCCACUGGUGGUGUUGUUGACAAACCAAGCAAAGUUGCUGCAAAUCGCAAAUACGCUGAAGAGACUUGGAAUUGGAACAUUGAAGAGUUGAAGAAAAGAGGCUUUGAAGUGUGA
Messenger RNA from Lodderomyces beijingensis, 999 nucleotides. The record is from the annotation of a GenBank genome assembly. Lineage: Eukaryota; Fungi; Ascomycota; Pichiomycetes; Serinales; Debaryomycetaceae.